GUUUUAGGCUAGCAGCAGCCACGCUGCCGGAAGCUUCGCUGUAAUGGGCCGCAACAAGAAAAAGAAGCGAGAUGGAGAUGACCGGCGGCCCCGGCUCGUCCUCAGCUUUGAUGAAGAGAAGCGGCGGUCUCAGUCUGCGCAGAGCAGUGCCCUGGACUUCUCGAGUCCAGCCCGGUCCAUGGUCGCGGCACACAGCCGGCUGCCGUAGACGAACGACGAGAGAAUAGGAUGAGAGAGGUCUAUGUUCAUUCUCUCAUCGUACUGUGUUCCAACCAAGCUUGGGUCCCGGAGGCUGAACUUCUGUGCUUCGGUGUCAUCGCGGAUAAAUGGGAGUACCUGACAGGCUUCCACAAGCGGAAGGUGGAGCGGAAGAAGGCGGCCAUUGAGGAGAUAAAGCAGAGGCUGAAGCAAGAGCAGAAGAAGCUCCGGGAAGAGCGCCACCAGGAAUACCUGAAGAUGCUGGCAGAAAGAGAGGAGGCACUAGAGGAGGCAGAUGAGCUGGAGCGGCUAGUGACAGCAAAGACAGAGUCAGUGCAGUACGACCACCCCAACCACACAGUCACCGUGACCACCAUCAGUGACCUGGACCUCUCCGGGGCCCGGCUGCUAGGUCUGCCCCUGCCUGAGCAAGGGGACCAGGAGGAGGCGCCAUCAACGGAGAAGCCAACUAAAGCCUUGCCCAAGAAGUCCAAAGAUCCCUUGCUAUCCCAGCGCAUCUCCUCCCUCACAGCCACGCUGCACGCGCAUGGCCGGAAAAAGGUCAAAAGGAAACACCCUCGGCGGGCCCAGGACUCCGCCAAGAAACCUCCUAGUGCCACUCGUACCAGCAAGACCCAGCGCCGCCGGAUGACUGGAAAAGCCAGGCACAGCGGGGAGUGAGCGCUCGAGAAGCCUGCGGGUCCCCAGCCGAAGUCCCUGGCUGUCCCUGUAAGCCAGCUGUGUUGAGGAGGAACUACAGCCUAAGCCUGGAAAGCAGGACUUCUCCAGCCUGGGGCUGUCCCUGCUUGGGGACCAUCCUGGGGUUGAGCCCAGAAGGAAUGGACUUCCUAGAGCCCAGGUCCUGGAGCCUGCAGAGCACUGCCAGGGCCUCCUCACUAAUGUACAUCACCUGGGCCUCAGCAGUCCUUGAAACUC
Alexandromys fortis (reed vole) is the source of this 1134-nucleotide messenger RNA. It is a transcript of the gene Nol12, whose product is annotated as nucleolar protein 12. The transcript has 7 exons. Gene Ontology annotation, molecular function: rRNA binding. The coding region runs from base 229 to 879 and encodes 216 amino acids. Gene Ontology annotation, cellular component: nucleolus. The record is from RefSeq and is a predicted model, not a curated record. Lineage: Eukaryota; Metazoa; Chordata; Mammalia; Rodentia; Cricetidae.